Molecule: messenger RNA, 1689 nt
Organism: Mesorhabditis spiculigera
Lineage: Eukaryota; Metazoa; Nematoda; Chromadorea; Rhabditida; Rhabditidae
Source: the annotation of a GenBank genome assembly
AUGGGGGCUGGGAGCUCGCUGGUGAGCCGUCGUGAGAUUCUGCCCGCCCCGGAGGUGGUCACCAAGAAGGGCACGGUACAGGGGAGGAGGAUUCACUAUAAGAAUGGCCCGGUCGCCGACAUCUACCUCGGCAUCCCCUACGCCAAACCACCAGUCGGGCCCCUCCGGUUCAAGCGACCGGUCGCCCCGGACGGCUGGCACAACACCCUCUCCUGCCGCUCCUACCGCCGCCGAGCCAUCCAGGUGAUCCCCGCGUGGGAACCGCUCGUCUCCCGGUUGCCGGCCACCUCCGAGGACUGCCUCUACCUCAACGUGUUCACCCCCAAGUUCGAGGCCGGCAAGAAAUACCCCGUAUUCUUCUACAUUCAUGGCGGCGCCCUGCUGAUGGACUCGCCGGCUCGGAUUCCGCCGGAGGGCAUUUGUCGCCAGUUCGUCGCCCAGGGCGUGAUCGUCGUGACAGUGUGCUACCGGCUCGGCUUUCUCGGCUUUUUCUCUACGGGCGAUGAGGCUUGUCCGGGCAACAUGGGCCACCUCGACCAGGCAGAAGCCCUGAAAUGGACCUCCGAGAACAUCAACCUCUUCGGCGGCGACCCCAGCGAGAUUACUGUUGGCGGCCAGAGCGCGGGCGCCGUCAGCACCGAUCUGCUAUCCAUCUCCCCAUUGACGAGGCACCUGUUCAACAAAAAGAUCGUGAUGGGGGGCAGCUCGUUCGUCUUCUGGGCCACUUCCCGCGUCAAGGAAACCGUCGAUUUUUGCAAGGAAAAGGCGAUGGAACUCGGCUGGCAACCGAAAGGCAACUACGCGUCUCCAGUAGAAGAACACCAGGCGAUGAUGGAGUUUUUGCGGUCGCUACCAGCGAAAAAGUUCGGCUGCACGUUUUUGCACUACAAGCCCUUGCUGAAGAAGCUGAAAAUGCCGCAGGUGGCCGUACUUGAUGGCUAUUUUCUGCCGAAACCGGUGGAGCGACUUCGCCUCGAGGCCCCGGACAUGGCGACGAUCUGCGGGGUGGCCGAGUACGAGGGGCUACUCUUUGUGGCCAUCAAAACGCUCGGCUUGUCGAAGAAGAGCUUCCAGCUGUUGAUGAGCAACCUUGUACACGAUCAGGAUGAGGUACAGAUGAAGCAAACCCUGGAUCUGCUAAUCGAGACGUACAAGAAAGAUGGCAUCCCCGAGAAGCUGAACCUGCUCUACCCGCCACGUCGUCGCUACGGGAUCAUCGGCGUGCGGUUCCCGUUUCAUGGUGCUACCCACGCCUCCGAACUGCCGUACCUCCUCCGGCAGCAGGCCUUCUACUCGAACACGGCCUUCUCGAAGAAGGAGAAAAUCCUCGCCGCCCUCACCAGCGACUACUUCUCGUCGUUUGUCAAAUUUGGGGACCCGAAUCGCCAUGGGAACGCUUUCCACCCGCAGUGGCCGGCGAUCAGUCCCACCUCGCGGCAGAUGAUGUGUAUGAGACCGAAUCCGGCAACUAAGCCGGCCGAACAGUUCUUCGGCAAGCGCUUCACGGUGGCCAAGGAGUACGGGUACAUAAUGAAGAUGUGGAACGACGACGCCGUCGAGGAGGCCGUCGAAAAAGUGGUCGAAGCCGUCGUCGAGGCUGCAGCUGAGCAGCCAGAAGCGCAUGCUAAGCAUCAACCAGCGCCCAAGCAGUUGGCCCCGCUGAAGUCGAGCCGGUUGCCGGACGUUAAU